This is a messenger RNA of Carassius gibelio (silver crucian carp), 5280 nucleotides long. RefSeq lists its product as uncharacterized. Gene Ontology annotation, molecular function: nucleic acid binding. The transcript has 11 exons. Lineage: Eukaryota; Metazoa; Chordata; Actinopteri; Cypriniformes; Cyprinidae. The coding region runs from base 2551 to 3558 and encodes 335 amino acids. The record is from RefSeq and is a predicted model, not a curated record.
GGGCAAUAUGGCGUCCACUGGUAAGGAACGUCACCUCCGCUGCUGUUUCCGGUUUUCAUGAGCGGCCUCAUUCAAUAAUAAUAACAAACGGAACGUGAAACGGGUGAUACUUUAAGUCGACAUAUCUACCUCUGGUAACAGCCUUGUGAUAAUGCCUGGGUGUGACGUCUGCUGUGAAGAGCUGCCAUCUGAGGCAGAGAUGAGAACCCAUCUCCUCCUGAGUCACACAGAGAAAGCGGUGGCCUGCCCGUUCUGCUCUCUGGCCGGCGUCUCAUAUGAUGAGCUGAACUUCCACAUCAACACUGCACAUAUAGAGAAAGAUUACCAGGACACGAAUGCAACAGUGGUUGACAGUGGACAGAAAAGCUCAAAUGACUGGAUUGUUCAAAGUCCCAAUUCAACAAGGACUUCCAAUGUGAAUGUGAAAAAAAUAGACAAGGUAUCUCAAGCCUCACCUCAGUCACAGAGUACAGGGACCUCUUUUUCUCAGGGAACCUGGACUAGUCUGAAGAUUUCACCAUCUGCAGCAGCCACAACGAAUGGUGCAGUAAAACUGGUCAGAGAAGGGUGCUUUGCAUGUCCAAUGUGCAGUUUGGUCUGCAAAGACUGCUUUAUUCUCCAGGAGCAUGUUGAGCUUCAUCUACAGGACCAAGCUGCAGGGGCUGGUCCUGAGGUCGCCACUUCAACAGAAGUGUCUUCUACAAGCAGGGGUAGAUCAGGUGAAUUUGCAAGGUGGUCGGUUUGGCAGUUCUGAAUAAAAGUGAAUGACCAAACUGAACUAGAACUGUAUUUUUGGCAUCUCCAGGUGUGAUGCGCUAUGAGUGUCUGUUACAACCCAUUGUUUUGCAUCUUGUCAUUUUGUCUCUUUUAUUUUUUUGUAUUUGAAAGUGUUUGUGUCCAGGUAGGAUGCUGAUUGGCUCCUACAGGUUAAUGACUGGCCCAUCUAGAUUGGUGCAUUCAGUCUUAGGCACACCUUAAAAGCCCUGAUGUCACUUCCUUUCUCCAGUGCAGUGCAGAGUAGAGAGAGAGAGAGAGAAUUGUUGGUUUUUGGCUUUUUGGUUGUUUGGUCUCUGUUGAACUUUGAUACUAUUUUUGUAAGUAGGAACUGAUUGGUAUUUUGACUCUAUUGCUUGUUAUGAUGUGUAUUUGGAUUCUCCUUGUAACUCUGUUUGCCUGAUCUUGUAAAUAGUUGUAUAUUAUUGUAAAUAUAGAGGGUUGGGAGGAAGUAAGGAGUUUGACGCCAUUUUGUUUAUUGUAACCUUUUGAUCUCUGUUUUUGGUUAGGGAGUUAGGUUAAAAUAUUGUACUUUUAUUUUGUUUAGGGUAUAAGAAAGAGGUCUUAAACUACAGAAGUUUUGUUUAUUAUUUUGGCCUGGUCAACUCCUGAAGAAUAUUCCCCAUUUACUUAUUUUGUUGGUUGUAUUUUUGUUUGGCUCAAUUAAAAACCCUCUAAAUAAUCCCCAUUUCCUCCCUUCUCUUUUUAUGUUAUGCCUUUACCCCUAGACGGGCGUAACAUGAAUUGGGGGCUCGUCCGUCCAUUCGGAUGAAAUUAGAAGCUUUUUUACUCCAUCUGAAUGAAGUUGAGUAUUUGGGUACUCACUGUUUUUGCAGAGUUGUGUUUUUCUUGUGUUUGCCUGGUGGUUUUCAUCUAGUGUGGGAGGAAGCUGUGUUGUUACACGAGCACAAGCUCGUAAGUUUGAAGAAGAACUUGAUCUGUCCGACUCAUUUGUGUGUUCUGAUCAGUCAGAUGUUGAGACUAGUUUAAACAUAGACAAACAAAUUUUGAGUUUUGGGCCAAAUGUUGAUUUUCCUUUUGAUAGGAAGCACCUAAUCGAAACACAAAAAUCUGAUGGUACACUGACGACUUGUUUUAAUGCUGUGAUGGAUAAAACCUUGUUAGAUGAUCAUGUUGUUGCUUAUUUUCUAGAUGAUGGAGUACUUAUGCGUAAAUGGAGUUUGGAAGGAAAAUGUAACUGGAACUCUGUUUUCCAAGUAGUUGUGCCUAAUUCUUACAGCGAAUAUGUUCUACAUGUUGCUCAUGACCAUGAAUUGUCUGGACAUUUGGGGAUCAAGAAAACCUAUAACAAUCUGCUAAGACACUUUUUCUGGCCUGGCAUGAAAGCUAGUGUAACUAAGUAUUGUCGUUCGUGUCAUGCUUGUCAGGUUGCUGGAAAGCCUAAUCAGGUUGUUGCCCCAGCACCAUUAAAGCCUGUUCCGGUAAUGAGCGAACCUUUUGAGAAACUGGUAAUAGAUUGUGUAGGUCCCUUGCCGAGAACUAAGUCCGGCCAUUCGUAUCUGUUGACUUUAAUGUGCUCUGCUACCAGGUUUCCAGAAGCAAUUCCGCUAUGCACCUUGAAAUCUCCUGCAAUUGUGAAGUCCAUCAUUAAGUUCUGCACCACUUUUGGUAUGCCAAAAAUAAUUCAGUCAGAUCAAGGAUCUAAUUUCAUGUCCCGUGUGUUUCGUAAGGUAAUGAAAGAAUUGAAUAUCAAACAUUGCAUAUCAUCCACAAUCACAAAGCGUGUUAGAGAGGUUCCAUCAAACUCUUAAGUCUAUGCUUCGAACUUACUGUCUUGAACAUGAGAAGGAUUGGGAUGAAGAGGUUCCCCUUUUGUUGUUUGCUGUCAGAAAUACGGUCCAGGAAUCCCUUGGAUUCAGCCCAGCUGAAUUGGUCUUUGGACAUUCUCCUCGUGGUCCUUUAAAGAUGUUGCAAGAACAACUUCUUUCUCAAAGUCACUCAGUUAAAGAACAGAAUGUAUUAGAUCAUGUGAGUCAUUUCCAUGAAAGAUUGCAUUCUGUCUGGAAGUUGGCACGGCAAAGCUUAGAAAGUUCACAGUCUCGGAUGAAAAGUAGAUAUGAUGAAAACACUGUUCAACGCUCAUUUGAGCCUGGUGAUGAAGUUCUUGCAUUACUGCCUUUGCCUGGGUCAGCUCUUCAAGCUAGAUUUGUGGGUCCAUAUGUGAUUGAGGAAAAGUUAAGUGACACUGACUAUGUGGUAAAAACCCCUGACUGGAAGAAGAAAGAGAGGGUAUGUCAUAUUAACAUGCUAAAAUUGUAUGUUUCUCGUCCUAAGCCCGAAUGCACCGUUCCACUACCUGUUAUUGUAGCUGGGAGUGCAGUCUCCUCUGAGUAUUCACCUAGUGUAGAUGAUCUACGAAUUGGAAGUACCUGUUUGUCUGACAUUUUCCUGAAAAAUUCUGAAUCCCUUGCUGUAAUCAGUUCAAAACUGUCUCAUUUAUCUAGUUCAUCUCAAAAGGAACUAAUGCAGUUGAUUGAAAAGUAUUAUUCACUGUUUUCUGAUGUGCCCACUGUAACAAAUGUGUUGGAGCACGACAUUGAUGUGGGUGAUCAUCGUCCUGUUAAGCAAAAUGCUUAUCGCAUCAACCCAGUAAAGCGUGAGAUCAUGCAGAAGGAAACGCAGUGCUUGAUUGAGCAUGGUUUAGCUGUGCCAAGUUCAAGUCCCUGGUGUUCCCCAUGUCUUUUAGUUCCUAAAUCAGAUGGAACGUCACGCUUCUGCACAGAUUACCGAAAAGUUAAUCAGUUGACUAAAUCAGAUUCCUAGAAUAGAUGAUUGUGUUGACCGCACUGGUCAGGCCAAAUUUGUGACACAGCUUGAUUUACUAAAAGGAUAUUGGCAGGUGCCACUCACUGAUCGUGCUUCAGAAAUCUCCGCUUUCGCUACUCCAGAUGUCUAUGAAGUAAGGAGUUUGACGCCAUUUUGUUUAUUGUAACCUUUUGAUCUCUGUUUUUGGUUAGGGAGUUAGGUUAAAAUAUUGUACUUUUAUUUUGUUUAGGGUAUAAGAAAGAGGUCUUAAACUACAGAAGUUUUGUUUAUUAUUUUGGCCUGGUCAACUCCUGAAGAAUAUUCCCCAUUUACUUAUUUUGUUUGGUUGUAUUUUUGUUUGGCCAUCCCCGUUUCCUCCCUUCUCUUUUUAUGUUAUGCCUUUACCCCUAGACGGGCGUAACAGUGUCCAAUGUGUUCUCUGAGUUGUUCCAGUAGCUCCUCCCUUCAAGAGCACGUUGAGCUACACCUGGAAUAUGGCUCCGCAUCUGUAACAGGACAUUCAUCUGAAGACCUGACUCUGGCCAGGAAGCUUCAGGAGGAAGAGGAGCAAAAGUGGAGGGAGGCUGCAACUAGACGGGAAGCUGAGGACUUUAAGUAUCUCCAGGUUAGAUAAGAUAAUAUCCACCUAAAAGAAGCAGUUUGGGCUUGAUAACAGUGGUGGUUAUCGCAAGCAGAUGGAGAGGAAUAUGGAGAGGGCUGUGUCUCGAGGUCAGAUGGUUCCUGCAGAGUUCCACAGGAAAAAAGCAGAGAUGCUUGAAUCUCUGGCCUCCGGGGUGGAUGAUGGCAGAAGCACAACAUCAGGACUUAUGGGAGCUCUGUAUAGGUACUAUCAGAGGAACGCCUCUGACUGUGCACGUGUGGCUCUGUGCUGAGACGGAUCACUACUCUUCAUCAGGAGGGGUACAAAGGUUGGGGAUGUGGCUACAGAAACUUUCAGAUGCUUCUUUCAUCUUUGCACAGGAUGGAGCAGUAUAAACAUUUGCCUGUUUCAGUUCCCAGCAUUCCGAGAGUGCAAGCCUUAAGUGAAGAGUCGUAGGAUCAAGGCGCAGAUCCUCAGGGUGCUUCACACUUCAACCAUCGACUGCAGGGGACACGGGCUUGGAUAGGAGCUACAGAAAUCUAUGCAGUUCUCACCUCCCUUAGUGUGAAAGCCCGAAUUGUGGAUUUUCACAAGCCCAGUGGCCCAGGAGACACACACCCCAUACUGUAUGAGUGGGUCAAACAGUAUUUCUCACAUUCUGCCAGUAGGGGUGCAAGACUGCCACCCAAAUUAGUGCGGACGACAUUACCACCUAUAUACCUCCAGCACCAAGGCCACAGUUGCUCUAUAGUAGGAGUGGAACAGAAAGUAAAUGGCAACCUAUGCCUGCUCCUCUUCGAUCCGGGGUGUGCACCAAGGGAAAUGAGGAAGGUGCUGUCACAGGAUACAGCAGCUACCAUGGUACGACGUAUGCGCAAAUUCCCUGGUAGCCUAAAACACAGACAGUAUCAAGUGGUUGCUGUAGAAGGGCUGCUAACACCUGAAGAGAAAUGGUGCUGCAUUCUUAAUUCAAGGACACUAUGUGCUGAGAAAAUUCCUUGAUGGAACUGUCCACAUCCGCAGACUGCAAUUUUAUCUACUAUUCCUGCUACUUUUAUCAACUAGUUCCUUUAAACAGACUGUGGAAAAACUGUAUUUCUGUAUAAAUAAAUGUCAAUAAAAAAUAGCAGUUUUAUCUU